CUUUUCUUUUGGUGUGAUAUCGCUUUGAGCGUGUAUCCGUCUAUUAUUGCAUGAGGGAUAUAAAAAACUGAAAGUACUGGGAGCAAAAAAGUGUUUCGAAGAACCAGAUAGAUAUUUCAUUGUUUUAAUUAGGUGUGUGUGGUUUUUGUUUCUUUAUAUUAUAGUUUGUUCCCACAGGCAAAUUUUGGACUAGUUUGAAUGUUUUUCUGUGCAAAUGCGGUUUGAAAUAAUUUCGUGACUGUUAUCCGAUUCCUCUGUUUGGAGAAUGGUUGCUUCGAUGAAAAUUAUGGAAACAAUGUUUUAAUACCAAGUUGGAAUUUCUUGAGCAAACUAUUUACCAUUAUCAAUCUAGCAAUAUUUAUAGUUACGCUGUCUGAUUUGCUUUUCGAUAACCGUUUAAUGUGUUUGUGAGCGGCAGUGAUGAAAGGUAUUUUUAAAAUGUUCUAGUUAUUAAAUGGCAAAUAUUUAAUCGAAAGCUAUGAAAAUUUACUAGAGCUUGAAACAAGAAAAUUCAUGGUUAAUUGAUUUUACCCAGAUGAUUCCAAUUUCUUUCCAUAUAUCCAACUAUGGGGUAAAAGGUUACUAAAUGGAAAAAAAAAUAUUUUUGAAUGAAUUUAUAAAGUAUGAUCAAAUAUUUCAUUUAAAUUCAUAUUUUGUUUACUUCCAUCUUUUAUAUUUGUUUAUUUAUUAUUAACCUAACAAGACACAAAACAAAAAAGUUGAACGUUCAACAUGUUGCCGAUCGUUACCGUUAUCGAUAGGUAGCAGUAGCGCUAUGCGCUAGGUCCGCUGAAUGCAACCAUUGAACUAUUGCGAAGCUUAACAUAUAAACAAGGAUUCUUCAUUAACAAAACUAAUUUACUAUAUAGCGCAUUUGCUAAAAUUAAAUUUUCCGAAAUCUAGGGAAAAAACAUUUGGAUGCCUUUUGGCUGGACAGAUCCAAUUCUAGCCUGUAGUUAUAUUUUCUCUUUCUUUCUUUUAUCCACGAUAACUUAUACAUAAUAAGCGAAUUCUAUUAGUUAGUCUUGCAAUUAACUACACUAAUUUUAACGUAAAGGCAGAAUAUAUUUAUAUUCAAAACUACACUUGUGUCAUCGUGUCAAUACCAACACUAGAAUUUGUAUUCGAACAGCUCGAGAAAACUUCAAUAACACAAUCUGUACACUACUGACUACUGUCAAUGAUUCUGGAAUUGUUAUAUUUUGUCGAAAUCGCAAUCAUUACAGCUCUUAAUUGCAAUAAGCAUUUUGUAUGUCGACAGUGAAAGUACACGAUGCUGACAUUAUACUUCUCGAGUCAAAUGUAUCAGACGAUUUGACGACAACAGUAAUAAUGAAGAAUCAUUCAACGGCAAAACAGACUAACUUGUCUGUUCUCAGCACUUUUAAAUAUGAACAUUUAUUAGCGGGUAUAUCUGGAGGGACUAUCUCAACAUUAAUUUUACAUCCUUUAGAUUUAAUGAAAAUAAGGUUUGCAGUUAAUGAUGGAAGAACAUCAAUACCUCAAUAUAGCAGCUUAACUAGUGCAUUUUAUACAAUAAUUAGACAAGAAGGUAUUAGAGGGCUAUACCGAGGAGUUGCACCCAAUGUUUGGGGCUCUGGAAGUGCCUGGGGAUUCUAUUUUUUGUUCUAUAAUUCAAUAAAAAAUUGGAUUCAACAGGGAGAUACUCAAUACCAUUUAGGACCAAGUUUGCAUAUGCUUGCUGCUGCUGAAGCUGGAAUUUUAACAUUAAUUGUUACAAAUCCAAUAUGGGUAGUGAAAACAAGGCUGUGUUUACAAUAUGGAAAUGAAGAUGUUUACCUUUCAAGGGGUGGACAAUUCUAUCAUGGCAUGUCAGAUGCAUUAGUGAAAAUUUACCGAUCAGAAGGAAUCAAGGGGCUUUAUAGGGGUUUUGUUCCUGGCAUGUUUGGAGUAACACAUGGUGCGUUGCAGUUCAUGACAUAUGAAGAAAUGAAAGCAUUUUAUAACAGAUACAGGAAGUUACCACAUGACAACAAAUUGACCACUGGUGAAUACAUUGGCUUCGCAGCUAUUAGUAAACUAAUAGCAGCAGCUGCUACUUAUCCAUAUCAAGUUAUUAGGGCCAGAUUGCAAGAUCAGCACCAUUCUUAUAAUGGAACGUGGGAUUGUAUUAAAAAAACAUGGAAGUAUGAAAAAAUGGGUGGUUUCUACAAAGGACUAGCUCCGUAUUUACUUCAUGUUACACCCAAUAUAUGUCUAGUCAUGUUAAUUUAUGAAAAAUUUAGUAACAAUAAUUAGUUUUAACUUUUAUUUUUAUGUGUCACUGAUACAAAAUAAUGUUUUUUGGGGUAGUUCCGUUUGAUUACUUACUUUUUCUAAACUUAGUCCUUAACAAUUAACCAGAUAGAAUAGUUCCAUCAAGAUUUAAUUAUUAAUAGUUUCUAAUUAGACAGAUCUACUGUAGAUCUCACUGAAAAUAUUAAAUGUCUUAUAAUAUUUCAUGUCAGUAAAAUAUUCUUGGUGAAAUUCCAUCACUUUGUUUUACUUAUUUCACAGACUAGAUUGUUGAGUUAAGUUUCGAUUAUUUUGCUUUGUCCUCAUUGGAAAUGUUGAGAAAAAUUGUUUGACACUACCCCAAAGCUAAUAAUGAUGUUUUUAGAGUAGAUUGUGUUUUUACUUCAUAAUUAUAUGGAGUUACAAAAAUUGUUUUAUGCAUUUUUUAUUCCUUCACCUGAUUUUUGUAUAUUUUCAGACCACUUGUAGAUGUUUGUAUUUAGUAUUUUCCUCAUAUUCCAUUUUUCAAUUAUCAUAUUUUAUCAUCUUUAGAGUUGAAAAGAACGACUUGAAUGAGUAAAUUUUAAAUGUUUUAAUGUCUGAUAUUUCUUGAUUUCAUUUAGAGAGAAGCUAUGGACACCUUUUCAUCUAAGCUCAGUAAGAUAGUCGCCAUGUUAGAAGAUAUAUUCAAUAAUUUAUUACUAUCAACCAAUUGUGGUAUACUAGAUUCAAUAGUAAGAAACAUUAUUCUGUGUCAGACGAUAUAGUUCCAAUAUAACUAAUUAGAAGGUUUUGGCACAAGUUAUCAACUUACAGAAACAAAAUUGUGAAAAUAUUCGUGGAUAAAAAGUUGUAUUGUGAUCUGAUAAUUAAAAAAUAUAUAUAUUUGAUAACUUCAUUUAAAAAUGGGACAUUUAUAAGAAUAAUUACAGUUUAGAAAUUUGACCUUUUCUCGUUUAUAACACAUUUUAAACUUAUUUUAAUUAUUCAACCAAAAUUUUAAAUUUCGAUUGGUAAAUUUAUUCAACAAAGUUGGUCUUAAUCAUAAACCUAAAAAACUCUGACAAAACUAAAGAGAUUACAAUAUAAGAUAUAUUUCGAUUAAAAACAAUAAUACUGAUUACAAGGCAGUGAAAUAUCAACACUGAUUGUAGUAAAUAGAUAAUUGAGAAUUAUUUUGAUUUUACUGAAAUUAGAAUAAAUUCUAUGUGCUGGUAACUUGAACCAAAACGCUUAGUUGAAUUGCUCAGAAUCAAAAAUUUAACAGAUGAUUUAAUAUAUUUUUCUAUGGGUCUUAAAUUUCAUGUCUAGAUCUUAUAGAAAUCAAAAAUUAUCUCAGUAAUAGACAAUUGGCAAUAUUUGGUUUUGAGAGUAACGUGAAUGUGAAUUUAAAUCAGUGUACUAAUGACUUUUGUAAGUUUCUACUGUUGCUGAACUUGCAGUUAGUCCACUCAUAAUAUUUAAUACUGUGAUAAUAGUUUGUAACAAGUAUGCGGUAAACAUAUCCUUUUUCAAAACCAACUCAAAGAAGAUAACAGAUUAAUGCUGUAAAUAUUGUACGAAAUUGAAAGUUCUGGAACUUUCGGCGAUAUUCUGUACUAAACACACUUUAUAUUUCCACUACACUAACACAUGGCUGAAAAUGACAAAGUGGUUAUUGAAGUACCCAUUUGAAGUAUUGGUAUAGUUGGAAAGUGAAGUGUAUUAGCUAUAAAACUUUGUAGUCUAAUAUUUAACUGAAAUGUACAAUAUGUAUUCUGCAAAUAAAUGAAUAGCAAUAAAAAUUUAAAAAAAUUGCUUUUGUUUAUGUAGCAAUUCACCCUUAUUGAUUUUUCAAAUUACAAACCGUGAUUAACCAGAAUUUUAUCUUGUUUAGAUAACUAUAGGUGAUUUCACUAUGAACUAUCAUCUAAAUCAUCUGUAUAAGUUUUGGAUUUAAAUAUUUUUCAUAAUUGUUUAAAUUCAGUGUAAAUUUCCAAAUAACAUCUAUUUUCUUAUCAACUUAUCAGCUAAGUUGUAAUUUCUGGAACCUCAGUGACAUUCAUACUAAACUUACUGUUUACUACCACUACACCAACACACACAAUAAUUACUAUCCAACGCACAUUUUCAUAACCAAGUUAUAGUUUUCCGUUUACUUUAAGGUUCUGAAGACAUUAAGUUGGAUAUCGAAACGCUCGUCUGAUUGCGUGAUUGUAGAUGUGGUAGUGAACAGUAUUUUAAUUGACUUAUUAGAUGUAUGUAAUACGACUUCCAUAAGACUUGAUUAUUUCUGUGUGUAAUAAUAGUGUUAAAACAAACAAUUGUUUACAGUUUUGUAAACCCGAAUGUUGUUGAAGUACGUACAUCACGUUUGUAGAAGAUAAAGAUUGACAAAAACAGUAUUUCAAAACAUAUGCAAAAAAUAUUUCGAAUAUUGUAUUUACGAUAUGCUUACUUUUGCAUACAAAAAUGAAGAUAAUGCAAUAUUUAAAGGAACGAGAAGUUGUCUUUUGUAAAAUUUUUAUACUGGUCCAAAACAAAUAAUUUUUUUGACGGCCUAAUUAUCAAUUAGUCCUUGUAGCUCUGCUGCUUAAUUUGGUAGAUCCUUUGUUCCCUAUGUUAAACGGUUUUUUUUUAAACAAUAGCAGGUAAACAACAUUCACUGAACAUGUUUAUGGCAAGCUGGCUGUUUUACUUAGAGUGAAUUAUUUUCCUAAUAUAUUUUUAAUACAAGUUCAUAGUUACUUUGUAGUUUCUGCUUUUAUUAUGAUAUUUAAAAAUAUAAACUUGAAAUGAUGUAUCUUAAUUGAAGAUGACAAAAAUUAUAUUGUGUUUGGUGUUACAAUGAACCAAAUGAAAGGAGUUUAUAUCAAAGGAUCAGUAGAGAUAACACAUAUUUCCAUUUUUUGCUCAAUUCUUAACUUUUCUGAAAAAAAUAUCUUAAUUGGAAAAAUAAAUAGUUAACAUUCACUUUGUUGAGUAUCAUAUUUUAACUAAAGAGUUAAUGUAAGUUCCUAUUCCAUUACGUACUUGCGUUUGUAUUAGGAUUGUUAUAACUUAAAAAAAACACUUAUUUCCUGUCAACUGCUAUUUUGAAAUCCUGUGUCUCAAAAUGGUGACACAAUCGUAAUUAUUCAGUGAGUUACUUCACAUUGAGAGCAUCUUUAGUUUAAUCUUAUUAAUUUCAAUAGUUUCAUGUAUGAGUUACAAUCUCUGCAAUAAUGUAUUAGUUUUGUAGAUUAUAUAGAUCAUAUGAAGCCCUGCUUUAAAAUAUGUUGACAGGAUGCAACGUCUAUUAAGGUGUGUUUAAAAAUAUAAUAAGAACGUAAAUGUAUGAAUUGUAUACACCUUAUAGAAUAAAUGAUCAAAAGUU
Diorhabda carinulata is the source of this 5590-nucleotide messenger RNA. Its product is annotated as mitochondrial folate transporter/carrier. NCBI's taxonomy places the organism in Eukaryota, Metazoa, Arthropoda, Insecta, Coleoptera, Chrysomelidae. Gene Ontology annotation, molecular function: FAD transmembrane transporter activity; folic acid transmembrane transporter activity. Gene Ontology annotation, cellular component: mitochondrion. The record is from RefSeq and is a predicted model, not a curated record. Gene Ontology annotation, biological process: nucleotide transport; folate import into mitochondrion. The transcript has 6 exons. The coding region runs from base 1252 to 2259 and encodes 335 amino acids.